Drosophila virilis is the source of this 557-nucleotide messenger RNA. The record is from RefSeq and is a predicted model, not a curated record. NCBI's taxonomy places the organism in Eukaryota, Metazoa, Arthropoda, Insecta, Diptera, Drosophilidae.
AAGUAUUGCUUGUACUAACUGCUCUGCUAGUCGCUGGUUAGUUACACUUUUAUUUUUACAAGCAAAUGCAUUUUCUUAUGUAUCAGCCACUGCAGGCACUGCCCUUUCCAUUAAGGAGCGCAUUAAUGGCGAGAACGGCUGAUGACGCCUUCUACGUGGAGACCAUUCACACUAAUGGCGGCGUUUUUGGUUUCCUGAAGCCCAUCGGCAAGAGUGCUUUCUAUCCCAACGGCGGCAUCCGACAGCCGAGGUGCGGUUCCAUCGGGUACAACAACUGCUCCCACAAACGCUCUGUCACGUACUAUAUCGAAGCCAUUACCCAUAAGGGCUUUGCAGCCAUCAAAUGCAGCGACUACAUAUCAGUUAUCGAAAGGGAUUGCAGCAGCACCCACAAGCACGUUCGCAUGGGGGCCGUUACCAACGCGAAUAGGGCUGAAGGCACCUACUACGUUCCUGUGAAACAGAAAGCACCGUUUGGCUACAACAAACUACCAACUGAUUUAUAGAAGAGUGUAUUUUUGUGAAACACUUCGAAUAUAAUAGUUUUAGUUAUGGUA